AUGGUUAGUCAACAAGUGCCGGCACAACCUCAAGCGACCCGACCACGGAUGUCACUCUACCGCUACUUCAUCCGCCUAUGCGAUCGCCUCGAGCUCAUCCUGCUGCGCUACGUGGACAAGGACCCUUAUGCGCAGGGGGACUUUGAAGCUUACAAGAAAGAACGCAAUGAGGCAUGGGCGGAGGAUUACACGGUCAAAGAGGCUGUUUUGACGACGGCUAUCGCCACUUCUGGCCCUGAGACAACAAUGGCUACAACUGAGUGCCAGAGACCAGUCGAGGGAAACCGCACGCCUCUCGACCCUAUAACAACGGAAAUAGAAGAUCAUGCGAUGAAUGAAGGGAAGGGAAGGGAUGUAGAGGUGUUUUCAGGGGUUAGUUUCGGAAUAGAGCCGGCGAAUUCAGGAGACCAAGAUGCAAAGAAUGACAGCACUCCUCUAAGGGGCGGGAAAGGUGUAGAUGUACCCGUCAAGCGACGACAUACGGAUGGGGUAAAGCGGCACAACGUUUCAAGGCCGAAAACUUUGCUCUCUGUCAUUGAAUCCAGACUAAGCGAGGCAAGACGCCGCAAGAGGAAGAAAUCAGAUGCCAGGCCAGGAUACUUCAACCCCGGCCCUUCUUUAGCAGGAGAUGGCGGCGCCAGAAUGAAGGGAGACGAGGAAGAAGGGGAUAAGCUGGUUAUGAAUGUCCCCACCAACUUAUAG
Molecule: messenger RNA, 702 nt
Organism: Colletotrichum truncatum
Lineage: Eukaryota; Fungi; Ascomycota; Sordariomycetes; Glomerellales; Glomerellaceae
Source: RefSeq, a predicted model, not a curated record